UCCAUCCCGGAGUCGCCUCUUUACUGUUGACAUUGAGACUAGUGUUUUGCGGGUACUAUUUAAUGAAGCUGCCAUCUGCUAAUGAUUACAGGCCUCCCUGAGUUUUAAUUCAGCAUGAGAAUCCUAUUUUUUUUUUACUGCUUAAGAUGGGGUUUGACGUGGUAGCAGACAGUGUUUCAUAGCCAUUUUGUAUUUUGUUUGUGAAGAAUUUCGUACCAGAACCCUUCUCACUGCAAGGUACCAGGGCAUGCUUUUGGCUUGCUGCUUGGUUUGGGGUGUGAACUGUCUGCACUCUGCAGAUGGUUGUUUUAUGGACUUUCAUGGUUUAUAGUCUUUGUGUGUUUUCUAUCCUGAACCUCUUGAAUCAAUUGCUUGGAUGUUUAUUUAUGUUUGUAUGUUUAUUCUGUGUUUCCCUGGCCAUCUAGUCAAUCUUAAAGUGAUGGUUCAAAUCCACUGUUUAGGCUGGGCAUACCAAUUGCACCAGUUCCUUCCCAUAGUAUAAUAGGGAAACACUAGCUAAGUUGCUGUGCUGCUUAUUGUUUUGUCAGAUGUGAAAUAAUAAGAGAAAGGUCAUGUCAAUGGCUUUUCCAGAUGUUAGUGUAUGUUCAUUAAGCAGUUAAUUUUCCAUCACUUGGCUAACGUUUCAUCUUGUUCCCAAAGGUUUGUGUAAGGGAGAGCCAGUCACGUACUGGACCAGCGACGAUUAGUGAGGGGGAGGAGAAAAAGGAGCCGUUGGCUGAGAAGCCCAAAACUUCUUCCACCACCUCCUCAUCUGGCUUCUCCCUGGGCAGGCCCCAGGCCCAGCCCACUGCUGGGAGAAUCUCUGGUGUGGAAUCUCUGGUGUUAAUAAUAGUCCUGUGUUCUGAUGACUUGGGAAUCCCAAGUGAAAGAAAAAAUAUUAUAUUUAUUGAUUGACUAGUGCGCUGAGCCAUACGGUACCAGACAUGUCCAUCCACGGCGGCCUGUCCUCGGUGCACUGCUCACUGGACCUGGAGCGCUACCAGCUGAUCCGAGGCCUGCUGGACAACAACCUGGGGGAGCCAAUCGAGGAGUAAAUUUGCUCGUACAACCUACAGGACCCCAGUAACUAUUGUUGAGUGGUGACGUGUACACCAGCCUGUCCAUCCUGGCGGAUAUGAUGAACGUCAGUCUGGAGUUGCUGGACAGCCCCAAGGCCACUGGACAGAAACCAUGCUCACUAGCCAGGUUUGAUUUCAUAAAGUCCAAGCUGCUGUUUGAGAGUUUCUCUAACGGUUCCAAGUCUGUGAAUCCGGUGUCUCACUCCAUCUUGGCAUAUGACACCCGUUACACCUGGCCUGGGCUGGAUGCGGGCAGCAGUGCCAGGGGCAAGCACAAUGUUUUUGACUGCAUCCUGCAGCCAAGACAGGUGUCAAUCGGGCCACCCUCCAGCUGGAGCUGCAUUACAGGUCCACUAAGGACUCUUCCUGUUUCACGAUUGUCCUCAACAACCUGUGUGUUACUCAUCUUUGAUUGGCUCCAGUUGGUUUGGGACUUCCUGCACAUGCACUUGAGUAGAGGCACUGAGUUUGUGGUGGUGAAGGAUUCGUCUUGUCUGGACACCAAUGCCAUCAUUCUAAAGGGCACCACUGUACUCCCCUAUAAACCCUGUCUGCUUGACAGACCGUUCUCUGGCAGCCUGGCCGGCAUCGCGGCAUCUGACCAAUACUUUUCAGAACUGUCCUGAAACCGCUGGACUACUAACUCAAUACAGAGCCCUUUGUCAAUUUGAGUCUGUUUGUGUCACUAUGGGCGUAAGUAACGUACAGUUAGAUAGAGGGCACAGAAGCUGUCACAGAAGUGAUCAUGGAAAAGAUGGGGUUGGGCCCUCUUUCCAACUCUAUGGUAUACACAAGGCUGUUUGAAGCUGUGUUGUCAUGUUUUGUGUCCUCCUUUCCACAUCAAAGUGUUUUCCUGUCGGCUGGGCAGCGAGCAGCAGACUGCCUUGUCCAUCAUCGACCCGGUCAACGUGGAGCUGUGUGGCAGUCCCACCUACCAGAGCAGCUUUGGCCUCCUAGAUGUCUUCAACAUGGCGGACCUCCCACCACUACUGGAGGUCAGGGUUCUGUCAAUGGUGGGGAUUGCAGAAAGGCCAUAUAAAGCACCUGUUCAUUUUCUGUUUUGACACAUUUUGCCCCAUUUCAUGCCUACUGAAUAUCACAGGAAGGCCAAAAAGAUAAUCAAGGACAACAACCAACCCGAGCCACUGCCUGUUCAUCCCGCUAUCAUCCAGAAGGCG
Molecule: messenger RNA, 2257 nt
Organism: Oncorhynchus tshawytscha (Chinook salmon)
Lineage: Eukaryota; Metazoa; Chordata; Actinopteri; Salmoniformes; Salmonidae
Product: vacuolar protein sorting-associated protein 13D-like
Exons: 5
Coding region: 1136-1705 (189 amino acids)
Source: RefSeq, a predicted model, not a curated record